Molecule: messenger RNA, 1105 nt
Organism: Aspergillus fijiensis CBS 313.89
Lineage: Eukaryota; Fungi; Ascomycota; Eurotiomycetes; Eurotiales; Aspergillaceae
Product: carbonic anhydrase family protein
Exons: 2
Coding region: 284-1105 (273 amino acids)
Molecular function (GO): carbonate dehydratase activity; zinc ion binding
Source: RefSeq, a predicted model, not a curated record
CGAUCAUCUACUGGAUGAACAUGCCCUCGUGUAAGUGGAGAUACACCAGCCCGUCCGCCACCCAAAUCUACCUAUGGAUAAAUCUCGAUGGUAGCGACGACCCAUUACAGAGGGACCUGGGCGAUCUGCAUCGAUCUUGACUCGCGAUCUUCGUGUGUUUCCCUCGAGCACGAAAGGGGGAUUGUUGUGGGGCGGCGCUGCCAGGCGAUAAAAGGCUCAGAGGAUCCCAGAGAAUGCGAGUGAGUCCUCGUCACUCAAGCGCAGAACUCGCAGAAUAGUCACUAUGAAGCUCUCGGACCUUCUUCCUCUGGCGGCAACUGUCGGUGCCUCCUGCAUUCGUGGUACUUCCCUUCUCCCCCGCGCGGCCGAUGGACUGGUGGCCAUCAACUCCUACAACUACACCAACCUGGGGGGGCCCUUGACCUGGUAUGGUUUGAACAACGAGACCAACGCCGCCUGUUCCCAGGGCAAGCACCAAUCUCCCAUCGACAUCGUCACCGCGGAGAUUGACUAUGUCCCCACUGGUAGCCUCAGGUUCAACAUCCCAGCCACUACAGCCGCCAAGUUUGAGAACCUGGGAUCCGGUCUGGAGGUCGUGUUGACCAACGGCACUCUCUCUGUGGGAAAUUCUACCCAAUACAAGCUGGCUCAGUUCCACUUCCACACCCCGAGCGAGCACCGCAUCAAUGAGGAGUACUUCCCCUUGGAGAGCCACUUCGUCUUCGAGGACUCCGAGAGCAACAUCGCCGUUGUCGGGUUCGUCUUCCAGCUCUCCGAGACAGGUGUUUCCUUCCCCCUCUUCGACGCCGUCUUCGCCCACAUCGAUGACAUCGCCACCCCGGGCACCUUUACAGAAACCGGCCCUCUGGACUUCGCUGGGCUGACUGCGCACCUCGACAGCCACGGGAUCUACCAAUAUGACGGCUCUCUCACCACCCCCCCUUGCAGCGAGGGAGUGGCCUGGUACCUCAGUACUGAGCCCCUUCCCCUCAACGUUCAGAGCUACAACAAGGUCAAGCAGAUCCUGAAGUUCAAUGCCCGUUACACGCAGAAUGCUCUGGGGGCGGAUAACCUGCUGGAGGUGGCUGCACAUGAACUCUAUUAG